This is a messenger RNA of Amphimedon queenslandica, 667 nucleotides long. Its product is annotated as coiled-coil domain-containing protein 73-like. The record is from RefSeq and is a predicted model, not a curated record. The transcript has 6 exons. NCBI's taxonomy places the organism in Eukaryota, Metazoa, Porifera, Demospongiae, Haplosclerida, Niphatidae. The annotation marks the transcript as partial.
UCUAACACACUAUCUCAACACUAUAUGCACUAGUGUUUUAUUGUAUGCUAUGUCAAUUUGGCUUGUAGGAGAAACAAACUCAGCAGUUGAAUGAAGUGUUGGAAUCUCACUCUCACUUGGAGGAGGAGACUGAGAGGAAAUGCAAUGAACAGUUGAAACAGCUUGAGGAGGAGAAAGUAAAUAAUUUUUGGAUCAGAAUCAUUAUUAAAUUUGUAGUACAAUGCAUGUUAAACUAAAGUGCCUCUUUGAAGGAAAGGAAAAGGAAUUCCAAGCACUGAAAGAUGAAAUAAGAGCUUUACAUAUGAUCAAGUAUAAUUUAGAAAAGAAGCUCAGCGAGCAAGAGUAUACACUUCAAGUAUUAAAUGUCUCACAAGAGAAUUAUCACAGUCAAUUGAGUCAAAUGGAACAGCAGUGUGUUGAUAUGGAGACAAAAGUAAUUGAAGUCACUAAACUACUUGAGACAUUAGAAUCAAAUGUGAGGGAGGCAGUAGAGUUAAAUGGCAGACUAGCAACUGCUAACAACCAUCAACAAUGUAUUGUUGACUCGUAUAAGGAAGAAUUGGAUACUUACCAGAAAGACUGCAUCAAACUUAAAGCUAAACUAAAAGCAGAAGAGGUUGGUAUAGAGAUGAAGAAACCCACAAACAUUGAUCAGCAACUAAGAGUG